Messenger RNA from Cheilinus undulatus (humphead wrasse), 2890 nucleotides. Its product is annotated as arrestin domain-containing protein 3-like. The record is from RefSeq and is a predicted model, not a curated record. Gene Ontology annotation, biological process: protein transport. Lineage: Eukaryota; Metazoa; Chordata; Actinopteri; Labriformes; Labridae. The transcript has 6 exons. Bases 118 to 1401 code for a protein of 427 amino acids. Gene Ontology annotation, cellular component: plasma membrane; cytoplasm.
CGGGCGGAGCCUGUAAAAGCUCUAUUACCGGGUGACUCUCGUCUCAGGAGCUCCACACCUUGACGUUUCCUCCCGUGAAAGAAGGAACUACAGUGCGUGUUUGGUCGAUACAUCAAGAUGUCUCCGAUUAAAGAUAUGAAGCUGGCUUAUUUGGCUCUUAAUGAAAUGAACGUCUUUACGGCGGGAGACACUAUCGCCGGCACGCUCACGUUCACUUUGACGGAAGACACCAAAGUGAAAAGUCUAAGCGUCAAAGCCAAAGGGCGCGCGCACGUGCACUGGACAGACGGAACAGGUGAUCGCAGAAGAUCACACACUGCAAACAGGAUCUACUUCAAAGCCAAACACACCAUUGUUGAGAAGAAAUCUGACGACACUGUGCUGUCAAAGGGAGACUACUGCCAUAAAUUCAGCCUUCAAAUCCCACAAGGGGAUUUUCCGCCAUCCUUCAAGGGCUUCCAUGGAAAGGUCGUCUAUACACUUGAAGCAAAGCUGUCUAGGAGCCUGAGGAUACCUUCAUUUGUACAAGAGGAGCUCAGAUUUAUUCCAAAGUCCUUUCUCAACAUUGGCCAGUGCCCCGUCUCUGGUUCAGUGGAAAAAGGAAAGGUCAAAAUGUUCGCUACUGUCGACAAGAAGGUUUGCUGUCCAGGUGACACUUUGUCUGUUGUUGCCAAAAUUUCCAACUCCUCCUCCAAAAAAAUGAAGCCCAAAUUCAGCGUGAUGCAGAGAAUAACAUACCGGGCCCAUGCCUCCACUAACCACAGUUACCAGACUUAUAGUAAAUGGGUUGGAGAAACCAUAGAAUCUAAAUCAGAAGAAACCGUCUCCUGCAAGCUGACAGUUCCUGCUGAUGCCAUUUACACCAUAAACAACUGUGAUAUCAUCAUAGUUGAAUACUUUGUCAAGGCAUAUUUGGACAUCAGUUUUGCCAUUGAUCCAGAGGUGUUGCUCCCAGUGAUUGUUUAUCCUCCUGCAUAUGCUUCCCAUAAAUAUGAUGAAGCUAUGGGGCCUCAUCCAGCGGGCCCUGCUGGGGCCAGUUACAGCGACUUCCCUCCUCCUGCCUUCUCUACAGGACCUUAUCCUGUACCUGUUGGUCCAGGUGCCCCCUUUCAGCCUGGGCCUUACCCUGCUGGGGCUGUUGGUGCACCAGGUUACAGCAACUUCCCUCCCCCAGGACCUUAUCCUGCACCUACAGCUCCUGUUGCUUAUGGAUACCCAGCUCCUAUUCAACCUGCUCCCACAACAAGUGGCUUUAGUAAUCAAUGGCCUCAACAGGUUCCUCCUUAUGGUUACCCACCGGCAGCUUUCCAGCCACAAGCCCCCACUGCUCCACCUCAGCCUCAGCUUCAGGAGGGAGAAAAUCCUCCAAAUUAUGCUUCUCUUUUUCCCCCUUCUACUUAAAAAUGGUAGAAGACAUAAAUCGUCUACUGCUACCAAUUGAAGGUGGCACUAGAGUUAUUAAAAUGAAGUAAAUAUUUGAUGUUUCUACAUGUUAAACUGUUAUAUAAAUUAGCAUAAUAGUUUAAAGUUUUGGCUUAUGGGACUGAUUUUGAUACUUUUAGAACAGAUAAUUAGGCACCCAUUCAUAUCCAUUCAACGUAUCUUCUUUAUUUAAGCUUUAAAAUGAUCAUAGUAGAAGACUGGAUGUCUUCCAAAGGUCUUUGAGCACAAGUCUCAAAGUAUUUACCUUCAUAUAUUUUUAUGUCAGAAAUGGUGAAAAUCGAUGUUAUUACUUGGCUUUCAGACAAAUAAUGUUACUACAGAGCAAACUAGAACAUUUAAUGGGAGCUACCAGUGCAUAAGAAAAUGAAUGAUUAAAAGAGGUCAUACAAGGUAAAUCCUCUGUUGUAUGUUGUUAGUUCUUGGACAUAAAAAACAUAAUUUCUAAAAUUAAAAUAAUGUUAAUAAUAUUUACCAACCUUAUUUACAUACCAUUUAUUAUAAUUUAUUUUUAACCUUUUGGGACAGAGCCUUCUCCAUAGCUGCCCCCUACCUCUGGAACUCACUCCCUAAACAUAUCCAAGACUGUGCGGACUCAUCCGCAUUCAAGUCACUGUUGAUAACUCACCUUUUUAAACUGGCUUUUAAUGUGUGAUUCUGAUGUCACUUUGCUGCUUGUCUGCUUGUUAAUUUGCUUGCCGUUUGUUUGGAUGUUAUGUUGUCUUUUUGUUUUUUGGUAUGUAAUGUCUUUUUAACUAUUGUAUAGUGUCUUUGAUUUUUUUUUAAAAGUGCUUCAUAAAUUAAAUGUACUAUUAUUAUGGGUUUUUUUUUAAGUCAUAGAGAGGUGAAAUUGUUUCCUGAUCUUUUUGGAGUUUGUGCGUCAUAAAAACUGCAGUGCACCCCCAUCAUCUGUCAGACAGCAGGCUAAUCUUUACUCUAUUUAUGCCAUACUAUUACCGUCCUCAUCAUUGGAUGUUUAAUGCACUGAAGCCAAUUUGCAUGGAAAGGUGCCCCCCCCCCAAAAUAACUGCAUAUGAGCACAGCAUCUCUGUGCACCAGUGUGUAUGUGUGAUUAUAAGACCAACAACACAAUUAGGGGAUCAUUAGAGCUGUGCCUUUGGCUUAUUUACAAAGUUUUAGUGCCUGCACUUUUUGGAGGAGUUUUAACAAAGCAUCAAGUGGCAGGUGGGCUGUGUGAUGCUGGCUAAAUGGAGCCAGAGUCAUAAUCAAACAUUUACACAGCACCAAUGACUACAGCUGACAAAACAGCAAUUAAACUGUGACUUCUCAGUGAAUGAUACGAACAGCAAUGUGUGACACAUCUCCCAUAUAUCUUCUUUAAGAGCACAGAGAAGUGCUUUAAAGACAGCUUACUUUGAGCGGGGAUCAUAGACCCUGGACAGGCUUCAGUACAUCCAAAACUCUGCAGCUAGAGUUCUUACCCGCUCUA